AUGGCCAUUGUUACGAGGGAUCAUGGCAUGAAGGCAGGAAACAAGGUUAAUGGCAAUUACAUAUUCAGAAAUGGUGACAGAAAAUGUAGGGAAUGGGAUGGUGGCAACCUUAAAGCUGCCUUUCCUCCAUCAAGUGAUGCUGUCCUUCGAGCAGUGCAUGCUGCUAGAAAAACUGCUGAGAAAUCGAUUCAUAUUCGUGCAGUAGAUGAACAAGUAAACAAGGCAGUAAUGGCUGCAAACAGAGACGCAACUGCCGCAAGAGUGGCUGCAGUUAAAGCAGUGCAAAACAGGAUAGAUGGGAAAUUUUGUGAGACUCCUUUUUGA
Molecule: messenger RNA, 324 nt
Organism: Oldenlandia corymbosa var. corymbosa
Lineage: Eukaryota; Viridiplantae; Streptophyta; Magnoliopsida; Gentianales; Rubiaceae
Source: the annotation of a GenBank genome assembly